CAGCAUCAAAUCAGUGGCCCAAAAUGGCUACUGGAUGGUAUUGACUUGUUAAAAGUAGUGUUCAAGUUCCAAAAAAAGUCUUUUUAUAAAAAAAAACUAAAAAUAGACAAAAAAUAAAUCAGCAGUCAAUCUUAUAAUCAAGUUAUAAAAUUAUUUAUUGUCUAUUAGUGUUGUUGGAAAGAAAGUAACGCAAGAAAGAGUUCAGGUAAAGGAGUUUGUUUUUCAAUCAACAAGGCCACAAAAUAACGUUUCAGCAUUUGCAUUAUAGCUUACACACUAUUCUUUGGUCCAACUGUAAUUUUUAUUCACAACGAGCCAUGUUUCGGUGAUAAUUAAUAAAAAUUGAAUGGAUAAAGACCAGAAUUGUUUAUUUUUUUACUUUUUUGAAUUAACAGAUUUCGAAUAUUAAUUUUUAAAAAAUAAUAAAUUGGAGUCAAAAAUUAAUUUGCCUCAAUUUACUACCCAGAUAAGCGAAGUUGGGCAACUUGUUUACAUACGGAAAGUAAACCAAAGUACUUGUGAAAAAACAAGCGGUGGUAAUCCAGAAGACUAGCGGUAGAUAGAAGUAUCAGUAGCUAAAAUCCGGUGAGUUCCAACACAAAAUAUAUCUCUGAAAAAAGCGGACUCAAAGCCAAUUAACAAUGUCUGUACAAAGUGUUGCUCUGGCAUCUCUCACGGCCACCUAUACCGACUCGGAGGGCGAGGACGGGGUGGACGACGAGCUUCAGGAGACUAACUCCACUCCCCAGGGUGCCGCCCCUUACAAUAAUGCCCAAGUCGGUCAGCCCCAGCAGGCUCACACCAGUCCCAAAUCUGGGAGAUCAGCCUCCAAUAGCCCGAACGUUGCUUCCGGCGUUGGGAAAAAGUCUAUUAGUAAUUUACCCAAUAGUGCACCGCCCUCCACCUUAGUUACCAAUGAUAAUGUAUCAGUAUAUCAUCAGGUCCAUCGUUUGGUUUCAUAUUUUGAUGAUACAGUUGUCUCGGAUGACGAGGGGGUGUUGAACACUACAACCGAGGGUGAGCCACCAAAUGAAAAUGGCGUAACACCUUCUGUUAAAAGUGCUGAUAAAUCACCCUCACGUCAUUACGGAGAAUUAGUUUCAGAUAGUGGUGAUGACGAUCCUGCUGAUCCAGAUGGUAUUGUUAUUCCACCAGAACCAGUCGGUCAGUAUCCGCCAGAUUUGCAGGAAAAAAUAACGGUACUUUUCAGGAAAAUGGAGUCUAAAGGAGGAGUUGACAUGAAUCAAGCAAUACAACAGCGUAAAGAUUUUCGAAAUCCUUCGAUUUAUGAAAAACUUAUUCAAUUUUGUAGUAUCAAUGAAUUGGGUACCAAUUAUCCGCCAGAACGUUUUGAUCCAUUUAAAUGGGGAAAAGAUUCUUACUAUGAGGAAUUGGCUAAAGUACAAAAAGCCGAAAUGGACAAAUUAGAGAAAGCGAGAAAAGAAAAAACUAAAAUUGAAAUCGUAUCGGGUACCGCAAAACGACCGAGCAUUUCUGCACCGACUGUUGAAGAGGAUGCCAAAAAAAGAAAAAGCAAAUGGGAUCAAGUUGCUACGGGUGCUGUUAACCCGGCACCCUCCGUUAAACCCACAGUCUUACUAUCACAACCUACUUUAACAAUUAACGCGGCUUCUGCAACAAAAGCUACUGUAAUAUCUGCUUUUGGUUCCUUACCAAAGAAAAGACUGUAACAUAUAUUAUUUUGAAAAAAUCAAACAAACAAACAAUCUCUUGUACAUACUUGUAUUUUUUAUGAUGCCAUUUUUUUAAUUACAGUGAAUACUUUAAUAUACUGAUGCUAUUUUAUUUAAAAUUAAAACGACUGAUGGGUAUUCAUUAGGCUGAUUAAAAAAAAUCGACUAUUAUUUUUUUUCAAGGACACACUCAAAAGUUUCAGUAGUAUAAAAGAAGACGCCUGUCAAGAUUUGAGCCCUUAAUAUUAAUAUUAAGUACUCCCUGAUUUCGAUUUUCUAUUUCUCGUUUAAAUACCAUGGGGAAAAAAAUUUUAAGUUUGGAAUUUUAUACCUCGGCAAUAGCUCACUGUACAGCACAGCUCAAGGUAUAUUUUUUUAAGGAAUUAAACGCUCUACAAAAAAGGUCUCUUAUGAUUAUUGAUAAAUCCAUCUGUUCAAAAGUUAUUGGAGCUUAAAGUCAAAUUUAUAGUAAAUUUCGAGAUCUUUUUUACUUUUCCAGCGAAACUAUCAGACUUAUCACAAAAUGUCAUGAGAUUUUUUUGUAGACAAUUUUAUUUCCUACAAAUUAUCUUUGAUAUUUUUUCAAAUUCUGCAUAACAUUCUAGUUGUUUCCAUUUUGAUGUCGAGCUUUUAACUAGAAAGUCAUGCAGAAUUUGAAAAACUUAUAUUCAAGAUAAUUUGUAGGGAAUAAAAUUGUCUACAAAAAAGAUUCUAUGACAUUUUGUUAUUAUUCUGAUAGUUUCGCUGGAAAAGUAAAAAGAUCUCGAAAUUUACUAUAAAUUUGACUUCAAGCUCCAAUAACUUUUGAACAGAUGGAUUUAUCAAUAAUCAUAAGAGACCUUUUUUGUAGCGCGUUCAAUUCCUUAAAAAAACAUACCUUGAGCUGUUCUUUACAGUGAGCUAUUGCCGAGGUAUAAAAUUCCAAACUUAAUUUUUUUUUCUCAUGUUAUUUAAACGGGAAAUAAGAAAUCGCAAUCAGGGGGUACUUAAUAUUAAUAUUAAGGGCUCAAAUUUUAAUAGUCGUCUUCUUUUAUCCUAUUGAAACUCUUAAGUGUGUCCUUGAAAAAAAAAACGUGGAUUUUUUCAAACGGUCUGGUAUUCAUACUGAUAAUUCAACUCUAUCUAUUUUUGCUCAUAGUGUUUUUUUUUUUUAUAAU
Molecule: messenger RNA, 2851 nt
Organism: Microplitis mediator
Lineage: Eukaryota; Metazoa; Arthropoda; Insecta; Hymenoptera; Braconidae
Product: SAP30-binding protein-like
Exons: 3
Coding region: 642-1691 (349 amino acids)
Biological process (GO): regulation of DNA-templated transcription
Cellular component (GO): nucleus
Source: RefSeq, a predicted model, not a curated record